Molecule: messenger RNA, 1385 nt
Organism: Aspergillus pseudonomiae
Lineage: Eukaryota; Fungi; Ascomycota; Eurotiomycetes; Eurotiales; Aspergillaceae
Product: methionine aminopeptidase MAP1
Exons: 3
Coding region: 91-1293 (400 amino acids)
Biological process (GO): proteolysis
Molecular function (GO): metalloaminopeptidase activity
Source: RefSeq, a predicted model, not a curated record
GCUUGAUCCGCAUAGGAUACCCCAAUUUGACUUUGCUUCGCAUUUGUUGCGCUAUUUUCUCCCUUCGACUUUCUAUCUCUUUCUUACAGCAUGGCAGUGGAAGCCGCGACUCGGAAAUGCAUGGGUGUGGAUUGCGACAAGGCCGCGGGAACUCUGCAGUGUCCGACAUGCCUCAAACAGGGCACAGAUAGUUUCUUUUGUUCACAGGACUGUUUUAAACGGAGUUGGAGCGAGCACAAGGCCAUUCAUAAAACAAAGAGUAAUAUCCUCACCAACCUGUUUCCGCCAAAAGUAGUUUCUGAACCAGAUCCAGCCACCGGCCUCUUCAAUCCUUACCCAGCCUACCCUUUCACCGGUUCUUUGCGACCUGUCUACCCGCUUUCGGCCCGGAGAACAGUGCCCAAAUCUAUCCCCCACCCCGACUAUGCCAAGGACGGUAUUCCUCGAUCAGAGCAAAAGUUCAUCGGCCGGCAUAACAUUACUAUCCUGAACAAGGAGGAGCAGGAGGGCAUGAGAAAAGUCUGCCGCCUGGCUCGUGAGGUAUUGGAUAUCGCCGCACGGGAACUGAAGCCUGGUAUCACGACCGAUUACCUUGAUGAAGUCGUUCACAAGGCCUGUGUCGAGCGCAAUUCCUACCCAUCGCCGCUGAACUAUAUGCACUUCCCCAAAUCUGUCUGCACGUCGAUCAAUGAGACCAUCUGUCACGGUAUUCCCGAUCAGCGCCCACUUGAAGACGGCGACAUUAUCAACAUUGACGUUACAUUGUACCAUAAUGGCUUCCAUGGUGAUCUUAACGAAACCUACUAUGUUGGAGAGAAGGCUCGGUCAAACCCGGAUGCUGUUCGAGUAGUGGAGACGUCUCGGGAGUGCUUGGAGAAGUCUAUUGAGUUGGUGAAGCCGGGUAUGCUGUUCAGAGACCCAGGAAACGUCAUUGAAAAGCAUGCGAAGAGCCGCAACUGCAGUGUGGUCAAGAGCUACUGUGGCCAUGGUAUCAACCAGCUGUUCCACUGCGCUCCUAAUGUGCCCCAUUACGCGAAGAACAAGGCGGUAGGAACCGCCAAGCCGGGAAUGUGUUUUACAAUCGAGCCCAUGAUCAAUAUUGGUACCCACAGGGACCGUACAUGGCCUGAUGACUGGACCAGCACCACUGCCGAUGGAUCUCUGUCCGCCCAAUUCGAACACACCCUUCUGGUGACGGAAGACGGUGUUGAGGUACUGACCGCUCGUCUACCAGACUCUCCUGGCGGACCUAUCCCUAUGCCAACAGUUGAAGAGGCGAAAACCGAGGCAUGAACUGGAGAUGUUAGAAAAAAAGAGUUGAGUGAACGAGACUAGCGAAUAAGAAAAUUCAUACUACCAAGAAUUUCACCAGGUCACGGCGCCCA